This is a messenger RNA of Lotus japonicus, 900 nucleotides long. RefSeq lists its product as uncharacterized. The transcript is spliced from 4 exons. Lineage: Eukaryota; Viridiplantae; Streptophyta; Magnoliopsida; Fabales; Fabaceae. The record is from RefSeq and is a predicted model, not a curated record. Bases 1 to 900 code for a protein of 299 amino acids. Gene Ontology annotation, molecular function: nucleic acid binding; zinc ion binding.
AUGGCGGGUGCAAAUGGCAAUUUCCCCGCUUCUUUAUCUGUUCUUGAUGUCAAGAACGAUUGGGAUCGGUGGCACACCCAGAUGGAAGAAAUCUUAGGGUUUCAAGAGAUUGCUGCAGCAAAGACCUCUAAAGAGGCACGAGAUAUCUUGAACAAGAGCUACGAUGGUGUAGAAUAUAAGGAUCUUGAAGCUAUGAAGAUUGAUGAACUGCAUGGGUCACUUGAGGCUCAUGAAAUGCGCUUGAACCUGAGGGAUACUGAGAGAGACACUGAGAAAGCUUUUUAUGCUCGUGGUAAUUCCAAUAAGAAGAAUUGGAAUGACAAAGGCAAGUCCUUCAAAGGAAAAUCUUGGAAGGGAAAGGACAUUGGGCAAUCAUCAAGUCAUGAGGAAGAUACUGAUUCGAAAAGAAAGUGGGAAUCCAAGGAGAAAGGACAGGACAAGGAGAAGGUGAAGAAGAGAAAAAGCAAGAAGAAAGAUGUUCAAUGUUAUGCUUGUAAAAAGCUUGGCCACUAUUCCUAUGAGUGCAAAAGAAAGAAGAAAGGAAGCAAGCCAAGUGAUUCUAGUAUCCCCAGUGUUGAAGUGAUUAAUUCAGUUGUUAGUACUCAUAAGAAUGAUGAUAGUACCUGGUACCUAGAUUCUGGAUGUUCUUCUCAUAUGACUAGUCACAAGGAUUGGUUUGUGGACCUUGAUGAGAAUAGAACAAGCAGUGUCAAGUUUGCUGAUAAUAGCAUGAGCACAGCUACUGGAAAGGGUAGAGUUCUUAUCAGGAAGAAGAAUGGCAAGCAGACUCUUAUUCAUGAUCUGUUGUUUGUUCCUAGUGUAAAGCAUAAUCUCAUAAGCCUAAGGCAGCUCAUAGAAAAGGGUUAUUUUAUGAAGACUAAAGGUGUAAGACCCAAAUAG